AAAAAAAAUUGUGUGUAAGGAAGGAGAAGGACCCUUUAUUUAUUAUUAGUUAAUUUUACCCCCCACUUUUUGCACCUAUAAAUGCAUACUCUUUUUACCUCUCCUCCCCAUUCUCAUGCAUGUUAAGCUUUCACACACACACUCUCUCUAAUUCUUGAAGCAUAUGCAUUAAGGGUUUCUUUCCUUCUUAGACUCUAGUCUCCUCUGUUUCCUUUUUCCAUUUCUUCCCUCCAAAAUGUCCACAACUGUCUCUCAAGGUUUGCAAUCUUGUCUCGAGCCCCCUUUUCUCAAGAACAAAUUUGCUCAAUCAAGAUCCAACCUUUCCGCCAAUUCAAAUGAAGAUUAUUAUGGUGAUAAUGAUGAUAACAAAAACAGAGGCGGCAAAGAUGGAAACUUGGGUGGUUGGAGCUUCAUUCAAGCUCUAACCCACAUAUCACAAACACCCAAAGAAAUCAAAGAGGCUGAAAAAAUCUACAUUCAUCCCAUGACUAAGAAUUCUUCUUCAACUCUCAGUAAGAAGAGCCUGGAAAUGUGCACCGAGAGCUUGGGGAGUGAAACGGGAAGUGACACCGGCGAAAGCAUUGAAGAACUAAUUAUUAGUUCAAAUUUCCCAGUGAUUCAGAGAUCUAAAUUAGUCACUAAUAAAAAGGCUAGUGUCCAAAGAGGAAGCUUUCCUCCUCCUCUAUCUUCCAUAAGAGGGUCAGAAAGUGUUCAAGUGAGGCCUCAUAGGGAAGGGGGUAGAUUGUUGAUCAAGGCAGUGACUGUUAAUUCAAACAAAGGCUAUUUUCAGACAGAGCGUUGUGAUGGGCGGCUUAGGCUCUUUCUCUUCAAAGAAGAUGAAGAUGAUGAUGAUGAUGAUGAUGAUGAUGAUGGAGAUGAAAAGGAAGAAGAAGAAGAAUCUGGGAUUAAUGAAGGUGGGAUAGGAGAGAUUUCGAGGCUGAGCAGGUGCAAGGAAGGUGGGAAUGAGAUGUCAAAGUGGGGGCCAAUUCGGGUGGCCAUUUCCUAAUUAAGAAGACCAAUUCUUCUAUCCCUAGCUAGUUAUAUUAAGAAGAAUUAGCUAGCAUUACUAUUAUUGUUGCUUAAUUAUGUUAAUGUUCCAUUUGGAUUCUCAUAUUUCAGAUCAACUUAUGGGUAGUUAUUAUGGUUAUUGGA
Molecule: messenger RNA, 1152 nt
Organism: Impatiens glandulifera
Lineage: Eukaryota; Viridiplantae; Streptophyta; Magnoliopsida; Ericales; Balsaminaceae
Product: protein FANTASTIC FOUR 2-like
Exons: 1
Coding region: 236-1006 (256 amino acids)
Source: RefSeq, a predicted model, not a curated record